UGGCAAAAUAAAUUUAAGGUGGCAAUCAAUCACCAAUUGAUCAAUCAAGAUUGAAGACGACGACACAUAUCAAUAAGAAGAACAGGAGCAAUGUCACCAAUGGAUAUAGAUAACGAUGUGUCAACUUUGUUGGCGAGUAUCAGACAAGAAAUAGAAUCUCUGGAACUCAUUAAUAUACUUUAUGAAUUGGAAGAUUUCUAUGAAAGAAAGUUAUGGCAUCAGUUAACGUUAAAAUUGGAUGAGUUUUAUUAUGGAGAUUAUGUUGAAAUCACCAAUGAUUUGAAAGCUAAGAUCAAUAACUUAUUCAUAAGUCAAUUCUCAUCUAAAUUGAAUCCAAUUAAAGUGGUUGAUUUUUGUUUGGAGAGUUUUAAUGGUAAACCAAAGGAAACUUUAGAUCAUUUAUUAGAUUUAAAAGCUCAAUUCAUCAAUUCUAUUAAAAAGGAAAACAAUAUAAGAGAAGAUGAUGAUGAAGAAUUAAAGAAUUUGGUGGAUAAUGAUGAAUCAAUCAUUUAUGUUGAUUUACAAGCUGCUCGUUAUUAUGUAUUAUUAGCUGAUAUAAAUAAAGCUGAAGAAAUUUUAAAUAAAUUAAAUGAAAAGUUUGAUACUAAUGAUACUAUUAAUAACUUUGAUAAUCCAAAAUUGAAUGCUGCUUUUUAUUUAACUAAAUGUGAAUUAUAUAAAGAGACUGAAAAUUAUAAUUCUUAUUAUUUGAAUGCAUUAUUAUAUUUAUCAUCAGUGGAAAAUAAUUUAAAAGAUAAUGAUAAACUUGAAUUAUGUUAUGAAAUAUGUAUUGCUGCUUUAUUAGGUGAUAAGAUUUAUAACUUUGGAGAAUUAAUCUUACAUGAUAUUCUUAAUGUUAUAAGUGAAGAAUCAAGUUCAUAUUUCUGGUUAUAUAAUUUAAUUCAAAAUUUAAAUUCAGGUAAUAUACUGGAAUUUGAUAAAUGGUUAGCUAUUGCAUAUAAGAAAUCUCCAUUCUUAGUUAAAUUUGAAGUAUUUUUAAAACAAAAAAUCAUUAUAAUGUCCUUAUUAGAAUUAAUUUCCAUCAAAUCAACUACCAAUAAACAUUUAAGUUUUCAAGAAAUCUCAGGGUUUACAGGUACACCAGUCAAUGAUGUGGAACAUUUGAUUAUUAAAUGUUUCUCGUUAGAUUUAAUCAAAGGUUAUAUUAAUCAAAUCGAUGAAGUAUUAGUGGUUACAUGGUUACAACCAAGAAUUUUGAAUUUAGAUCAAGUUAAAGUCUUACAUAACCAUUUAAUUGAAUGGACUAGUCAACUUGACAAGUUGUCCCAUGAAGUACAUAAGAAUGGUGGUUCUAUAUGGGCUAGUUAGAAGUAAGUAAACAAACAAUAGUAUUAAUAAAAUCACAUAUAAAGUAGUAUACAUCUAUAUCUAUUUAAUCUAUUUUAGAAUCAGUCAUGUGACCAUAUAAUGCGACAUUUGAUUCCAAAUGUCGUAGCCAUUUAGUAGUAGAUGUCGCAGGUCAUGAAAAUUAAAGUGUCCUCUCCCCGUAACAUUUCCAGUCUUUCCUUAUACAAUUUGAACUAUUAUAAACCCAAUUAAUAGACAGUAUAGAUAAGUGAAUAAAUAACUGGUUGAUUAUGAAAAUUAGUUUGUUCUAUUCCUUGCUUGCAUUGUCUGCCAUUGUGUUGGCUAAUCAAGUUAAGUUUGAUGAUGGUCUUAACUCCCAAGUAUGUUCAGGAAUGUAUGCCAA
Molecule: messenger RNA, 1711 nt
Organism: Scheffersomyces coipomensis
Lineage: Eukaryota; Fungi; Ascomycota; Pichiomycetes; Serinales; Debaryomycetaceae
Product: proteasome regulatory particle lid subunit
Exons: 1
Coding region: 91-1329 (412 amino acids)
Biological process (GO): ubiquitin-dependent protein catabolic process
Cellular component (GO): nucleus; proteasome regulatory particle, lid subcomplex; cytosol
Molecular function (GO): structural molecule activity
Source: RefSeq, a predicted model, not a curated record